Molecule: messenger RNA, 1682 nt
Organism: Pterocles gutturalis (yellow-throated sandgrouse)
Lineage: Eukaryota; Metazoa; Chordata; Aves; Pterocliformes; Pteroclidae
Product: guanine nucleotide-binding protein-like 3
Exons: 13
Cellular component (GO): nucleolus
Molecular function (GO): GTP binding
Source: RefSeq, a predicted model, not a curated record
AGCUGAGGAAAGCCAGCAAGAGGCUGACCUGCCACAAGCGCUACAAGAUCCAGAAGAAGAUCAGAGAGCAUCACCGAAAAGUCAGGAAGGAGGCCAAAAAACGUGGACACAAAAAGCCCAAGAAAGAUCCUGGUGUUCCCAGUGCUGCGCCAUUUAAGGAAGAGCUGCUGCGGGAAGCGGAGCAAAGAAAGCAGAGGCUUGAAGAACUAAAACAAAAGCAGAAGCUCAACAGACAGAAAGAACAUGAAAAGAAGAGGAAGCUUGAAGCUAAAAAGAAUGCAGCCAAAAUCAAGGAAAAAGCAGAGGGAAAGGAAUCCCCUGGCAAAUCUAAAACAAAGACGAACAAACUGCUGCAUAAAAAUUCAAAGAAAUCAUUUUGCAGGGAGCUCAAGAAGGUGAUUGAAGCCUCAGAUGUGGUUCUAGAGGUUUUAGAUGCAAGAGAUCCAAUGGGCUGCCGGUGUCCUCAACUGGAGCAAGCUGUAACUUGCUCUGGAGGAGACAAAAAGCUGCUGUUGGUUCUGAACAAAAUUGAUUUAGUGCCAAAGGAGAACUUAGAGAAAUGGUUGAAUUAUUUGAAGAAGGAGUUUCCAACGGUUGCUUUUAAAUCAGCAACACUGAUGAAGGACAAGACUAUGGAACAGUUGAAAAAAAGACGUGGACGUGCUGAUUUAUCAAGAACCGCUCAAUCUUUUGGAAGCAAGUGCCUUUUGAAACUUCUUCAAGAGCACGGCAAGGCUCAAAACAAAGCCAUUCAGGUUGGGGUAGUAGGUUUUCCUAAUGUGGGAAAGAGCAGCAUAAUCAACAGUCUUAAAGGAGUUCGUGCUUGCAAUGUUGGCCUAGCAAGGGGUGUUACCAAGUCCAUGCAAAUGGUGCACAUUGAUAAACAGACAAAGAUGUUAGACAGUCCAAGUAUAAUUGCAGAUCCUUCCAACAACGCCCUGGCUCUGGCCUUGAGAAGUAUCAUAGACACUGAAGAAUCGGGCUCAGCAGAUGUGCUUGAAGGAGUAGAUGCCAUUCUAAAUCACUGCAGUAAACAGCAGGUAAUGAUGUACUAUAGCAUCCCAGAUUUCAGGAACACUGAAGAGUUUUUAACUUUACUUGCUCAGAAAAGGGGUAUGCUGAAAAAGGGAGGUGUUCCUGAUAUAGAGAAUGCAGCUAAAUUACUACUUUGUGACUGGACAGGAGCUAAAAUAAGCUACCACUCACAACCUCCAGGAUCUCAGAGCCUGCCACCAUAUCUUACAGAAGACAAAAUAGCUGAAAUGCAGGAGUGCUUCAAUUUAAAGAGCCUAGAAGAAGAAAACAACACCACUGUCCAAGCUUUAAAAUACCCCAGUCCAGCAAGCAGCAUCAUUUUCCAGUCAGCUGGUAUGGCAAAUGGGACAAUAGAGGAAAAUAAAGUGAUAGAGGAAGUGUCUGAGUGGGAAAGUUUGGAAACAAGCAAGGAGGGGGAGGAAGAAGAAGAGGAGGAGGAGUUCACAGAAAGUGAUGAUGAUCAAGACAGUGCAGAAGAAGACAAUGAUGUCAAAAAGAAAGCGAACAUUCCAAUUCACUAUCAUUCAGCUUGGAUAAGACAGCAGAUGAAGAUGAUGCCUAUGAUUUUAAUACAGACUAUGUGUAAUGAAUUAUGUGUGAAGAUACAGUUUGGAGACUCUUAUUACUGGCUUUCAGAACAGUCAUGA